CCAUGAGCAGAAUGUCAGAAUCACUAAACUGCCAUCAUCUUGCAGCUGGAUUUGUAGACAUCGGGGAAGAGGAACUGAUGGGGGUGUGGUUAACGCCGCGAGAUCUGGUGCCACCAACUUCUGUCACUAUAUUUGGAAGGCGAGUGAUGGUGACGGGGUGCGACGACCAGACGAGACGGUUCCUGCUGGAGUACUACGGAGUGGAAAACGCGCCCAGUAUGAAACAGAUUGAAAUCACCAAGGUAGGGUCAUGGCAGAGCUUCUGUAAAACGGAAACGCCAAUCGUCAUCUGUUGCCUAGCCCUGUAUCAUGCCGACGAGCGCGGGUCCAGCGGCAGGACGCAGUCGGACAUCGUGCCCCGUCCUCUGGUUCGCAGGGGCAUCCUGGACCCGCGUGACGCCACGGUCCUUCGCUUUUCGGCUCAGCUGGAUACGCCGGACAAUAAAGACGGAGACCGCAACUUCAUCAUGAUUUACCACGUUGCGGAUGCGACUUUAGAAAUUAAAGAACUGGCUCGACCAGGAGGUUUGGGAGGCCGUGUUCUGUCUCGAUCUCACGUGCCAAAGCCACAGCCGAAAGGAGACGAACGAGGCGCUGGACGCUACGCAGGCGAAGACGUCUAUACACUUAAUGAUCUCUAUAUUGGUUCAAUUCUGGACGUGUGGGGCCGAAGGUAUGUGCUAACAGGAGCUGACCGGUAUGUGCUGAGUUACGUCCGUCAGCACGCAGAAGAGAUUUCCCCGAAGGUACUGUCAUCACUUGUCGCGUUCUUCGGGGAAGACCAGCCACCAGAAUCUCAAAUUGCUGCCAAGGAGAAUCAGUUACACAUGAAUGGUUAAUGGUUAAAAGCAAUCUAAGAUCAUGUAGCACUGUAGGAAAGUAUAGUAAAGGGUAGUGAAGGACGAUUGACUUAGUAGUUAGUUGCUAUGUGUCAACAAUCUAGAAUAAUAUUGGAAAGGUUAAAGAUGGGUAAUGAGUUGAUGAGUGAAGUUAAGGUAGGAUUAGGUAAGGAGGAUUAGAUCAAGUGAAGGAUAUGUAUGAGUCUGAGGGAGGAGAACAGGUUCUCAAAGCAGAAAAAGUGGGAUUCCGUAAGGAUGUCUGACAGGUUGAGAGGUCGGUGAAGGGAGGAUAGGUGGGGGAAAGCGUAAACAGGACAACAGAAAGUGUGGAACUGAAAGAGAACCAUUACCCUAGGGAACUUAGGGGCAGAUCUGAUAAGAGCGUGUUAGAUGGGCGUGGCCACUAUGAGAGCGGGCAAGAGCCCUCUCCCAACAUCUGUUCCGAUGAAAUGGAGCUGUCCAGGAGAAGAUAAUAGUUUUGCAGUAUGUAAUUUAUUAGUGCAAAGACUUGACAAAAAAGAUUGCCAUCGGGUGUA
Messenger RNA from Penaeus chinensis, 1375 nucleotides. Its product is annotated as EF-hand domain-containing family member C2-like. The record is from RefSeq and is a predicted model, not a curated record. The coding region runs from base 3 to 839 and encodes 278 amino acids. Lineage: Eukaryota; Metazoa; Arthropoda; Malacostraca; Decapoda; Penaeidae. The transcript has 6 exons.